This is a messenger RNA of Caenorhabditis sp. 36 PRJEB53466, 1007 nucleotides long. The record is from the annotation of a GenBank genome assembly. Lineage: Eukaryota; Metazoa; Nematoda; Chromadorea; Rhabditida; Rhabditidae.
AUGAGCGCGAGAUAUCUCAAGAAGUGUUUACUUCUCGCUUCUGCAUUCAUUCUUCUAUUUUUGUUGGCUGACGUUUUGGAGCGUGCUGGAUCUUCGAGUGACUUGUAUAAACUUGAGCAGAAAGCUUUAAAUGUUUAUGAUCGUUGGAGAAAUUGUGUUGUGAAGGGAAUGUCCGAAGAUGCAGAUAGAGUAGGUGUGAGAGAGUGCCAAUGAUUAUUUGUUCAUUUAUUUCAGUUCUGGCACAAUUCGUCUCCACUAUUCCAAUUCUGCAGAGAGGUGUCUGAUGUACUCGAUGUGCUGAAUGUAAUCAAUGUCAGGAGCAAGUACCAUGCUCUCCCAAACUACUCUAGAAGGCAGGAAUAUAACUUUUAUCUGUCGCUAGGACUUGAAGAUGGAGUGGACACUGAGUUGGAAGUGAAAACGGUAAGUACGGUUUUCCUACAAUCGGAAUUCUAUCUUUCUAGAUGUUUCCCUAUUCUAAAUUCUUCGGUCGCCCGACUCAAACUCUUCCGUCUUCCCAUCCGAACUUGGCACCUUCUUGCCAUUCUCAGUCGGCAAUGCGUCAGGUGUCUUCGAAGCACUCGUUCUGUCGGGAGAAACCGCCUCGUUCCACACGAACAUCACACAAAAAGCAAAGAAAAUUGAUGUCGUUCUUCUCGUAAAGAGCUAUGUGAAACAUGACGUAAGUUCCGCCCAAACCUUCUUGUUUCCCCUGUUUUUUUUUCCAGUUUUUCGGAAAUUUGUUCAUUAGUAUUAACGAUGAACACGAUAUAUUCCACUACUUCUACAGGAACGGUAUUUUGGAAAGAACAAGGAUUGUGUUUUGUCAGAUAAAUUGGGUAAUCCAUGACGGAAAUUCGCGUCGUAAGGAACAAUUUUGGAAGUUUGUGCAACAAAUCCUAGACGACCGAAUCUACAUGAUUUUCAUGGAUUCGCUGGCAAAUGAUCACCGAUUAUUCCUGAUUAACUUUGCGAACCGGAAGUGUUUGCGCAAAUAUAUUCACUAA